ACAAAUAUAUAUAGAGUAGCUUAUAAGUGCAUUUGCAAAAUAAGUAAUAAAUUAUAAAAUUCAGUGUGUUUGAAGGCCUGCUGGUUUCGUUUGUGGGUUGCGCAGGAUAGAUGCAAAAAUCCAGUUAAUAACCGAGACUAAAAAAAUAAAUAAAACAGCGAUGAAAAUCCCUAUUAUAGGACUAUGGAUGGCUACCCUUGCUUUCACAUACCCGCUUGAAGCACAUCCAUACCGAAUAGAAAAGAUUUCGUUCCAUAACCCACAAACCACUAGCAACACAAAUUUCGCUGCAUUUGAGGUCCGACCGAACGGGUUAUUGAGCAGAAUACUUGAAAACAACGCCCGGAGAUUUGUCAGAGAUAUUUAUACUAACCCAGAAGAUAUGGGCAAUAGUCAGGUAAACAAUUUCCGAAGCCCUAGUAUGUUCUGGAGCCAUCCGUUUGUAUUGAUACAACCGAAAAAUAAUAUACGGACUGCAAGACAAUCAUCGGAAGCGCGAGGACGCAGUGACGGUAAACAACGUCAGGUCUUCGUUAUACCUUCUGCGGCACCGGACACUGAUUUAGGAAUAACAACUACGGCCUUACCUCCAACAACAUUACCACCAACCACUAUUCCACCAACACAACCACCUACAACAUUACUACCAACCACUAUUCCACCAAUACAACCUCCAACAACAUUACUACCAACACAACCCCCAACAACAUUAUUACCAACAACUAUUCCACCAACACAACCACCUACUACUGUUCCACCAACACAACCUCCAACAACAUUACCACCAACGACUGUACCACCAACAACUAUUCCACCAACACAACCACCUACUACUGUUCCACCAACACAACCCCCAACAACAUUACCACCAACACAACCACCUACUACUGUUCCACCAACUCAACCUCCAACAACAUUACCACCAACGACUGUACCACCAACAACUAUUCCACCAACACAACCACCUACAACAUUACUACCAACCACUGUUCCACCAACACAACCCCCAACAACAUUACCACCAACGACUGUACCACCAAUAACUAUUCCACCAACACAACCACCUACUACUGUUUCACCAACACAACCCCCAACAACAUUACCACCAACACAACCACCUACUACUGUUCCACCAACACAACCCCCAACAACAUUACCACCAACACAACCACCUACUACUGUUCCACCAACUCAACCUCCAACAACAUUACCACCAACGACUGUACCACCAACAACUAUUCCACCAACACAACCACCUACAACAUUACUACCAACCACUGUUCCACCAACACAACCCCCAACAACAUUACCACCAACCACUAUUCCACCAACACAACCUCCAACAACAUUACCACCAACGACUGUACCACCAACAACUAUUCCACCAACACAACCUCCAACAACAUUACCACCAACGGCUGUACCACCAACAACUAUUCCAUCAACACAACCACCUACCACUGUUCCACCAACACAAUCACCUACAACUAUUCCACCAACAACUAUUCCACCAACACAACCACCAACAACAUUACCACCAACGACUGUACCACCAACAACUAUUCCACCAACACAACCACCUACUACUGUUCCACCAACACAACCUCCAACAACAUUACCACCAACACAACCCCCAACACCAUUAUCACCAACUACUAUUCCACCAACACAACCACCUACUACUGUUCCACCAACACAACCUCCAACAACAUUACCACCAACGACUGUACCACCAACAACUAUUCCACCAACACAACCACCUACUACUGUUCCACCAACACAACCCCCAACAACUAUUCCAUCAACACAACCACCUACUCCUGUUCCACCAACACAACCCCCAACAACAUUACCACCAACACAACCACCUACUACUGUUCCACCAACUCAACCUCCAACAACAUUACCACCAACGACUGUACCACCAACAACUAUUCCACCAACACAACCACCUACUACUGUUCCACCAACACAACCACCAACAACUAUUCCACCAACACAACCACCUACUACUGUUCCACCAACACAACCCCCAACAACAUUACCACCAACCACUAUUCCACCAACACAACCCCCAACAACAUUAUCACCAACUACUAUUCCACCAACACAACCACCUACUACUGUUCAACCAACACAACCACCAACAACUAUUCCAUCAACACAACCACCUACCACUGUUCCACCAACACAAUCACCAACAACUAUUCCACCAACACAACCACCUACUACUGUUCCACCAACACAACCCCCAACAACAUUACCACCAACACAACCACCUACUACUGUUCCACCAACACAACCUCCAACAACAUUACCACCAACGACUGUACCACCAACACAACCACCUACUACUGUUCCACCAACACAACCACCAACAACUAUUCCAUCAACACAACCACCUACCACUGUUCCACCAACACAACCCCCAACAACAGUACCACCAACCACUAUUCCACCAACACAACCCCCAAAUACAUUACCACCAACCACUAUUCCACCAACACAACCACCUACUACUGUUUCACCAACACAACCUCCAACAACAUUAACACCAACGACUGUACCACCAACAACUAUUCAACCAACACAACCACCUACUACUGUUCCACCAACACAACCCCCAACAACAUUACCACCAACCACUAUUCCACCAACACAACCACCUACUACUGUUUCACCAACACAACCUCCAACAACAUUAACACCAACGGCUGUACCACCAACAACUAUUCAACCAACACAACCACCUACUACUGUUCCACCAACACAACCCCCAACAACAUUACCACCAACCACUAUUCCACCAACACAACCCCCAACAACAUUACCACCAACCACUAUUCCACCAACACAACCUCCAACAACAUUACCACCAACGACUGUACCACCAACAACUAUUCCACCAACACAACCUCCAACAACAUUACCACCAACGGCUGUACCACCAACAACUAUUCCAUCAACACAACCACCUACCACUGUUCCACCAACACAAUCACCAACAACUAUUCCACCAACAACUAUUCCACCAACACAACUACCUACUACUGUUCCACCAACACAACCCCCAACAACAUUACCACCAACCACUAUUCCACCAACACAACCACCAACGACUGUUCCACCAACACAACCUCCAACAACAUUACCACCAACAACAUUACCACCAACACAACCACCUACAACUAUUCCUCCAACCCAACCGCCUACAACAUUAUUACCAACCACUAUUCCACCAAUACAGCCGCCAACAACAUUACCAUCAACGACUGUACAACCAACACAACCACCUACUACUGUUCCACUAACACAACCACCAACGACUGUACCACCAACCACUAUUCCACCAACACAACCACCUACAACUAUUCCUCCAACGCAACCGCCUACAACAUUAUUACCAACCACUAUUCCACCAACGCAGCCGCCAACAACAUUACCACCAACAACUAUUCCACCAACACAACCACCUACAACAUUACCACCAACACAACCACCUUCUACUGUUCCACCAACGCAACCGCCAACGACUAUCCCACCAACAACUGUACCUUCAACACAACCGCCAACAACUAUACCUCCUUUGAUAAGCAUGGUGGAAACAACCGAACCCGCUAUUAUAUCUACUACUUUAAGAACGACGGAGCCUACGAAUGUGCCAAUUACUUCUGCUUUGGGAACAACUCAGGAAACACCAUUGAUAACUACUGUGGUAACCACUCAACAUCCAUCUUUACCAACUACUGUGGAAACUUCUUCACCAUUGAUCACAACCGUACGAACAACUCAAGAUCCUCCUUUAAUUACCACUGUGAAUACAACUCCUGCUACAUCAACACCUUUACUACCUACAACUUCAGAACCCACUCGAACAACGCUUACUCCAACAACUAUUAAGCCGACUAAAUCUGUAGACAAUUUAGAAACAACACCAACGACAACUCUUCCAACAACAAUGCUUACAACUUAUGUUACGACUUUGCCACCGACUGUACCGGAUACUUUCCCUCCAAGUUCUCCAACAACGCCGACUGCACCGUAUACUUUUCCUCCAACUUCCCCCGUAACACCUUCAUGCACAUGUCCACCAACAAUAUGUAAUUGUUGUAGCUGUCCACAAGCAUCACCAUGCUUACCUAAUCCAGCACCACAAAACUAUUGUCCUCCGAACUAUCAUUCACCACCAUGCGUGCCUUAUCAACCGUAUUCAUAUCAAAACACGAAUUAUGAGGUUCAGCCGGGUAUGAUGACAGCGCAGUCAAACCCUUUGCCGUUUCAGUCAUCAGUACCAUUUUCCUUUGGCUCCUUGCCGGGUAUGAUGCCUGCGCAGUCAAACCCUUUAUUGUUUCAAGCAUCUGUACCGUUUUCCUUUGGCUCCAUGCCGGGUAUAAUGCCGACACAACAAAAUAUGUUUCCGCAACAAUUAGCUUUACCAUUCCCCUUCAAUUCUAUGGCUAGUAUGGUGCCAGCGUAAUCAAAUACCCAACCGUUUCAAUUACCACUGUUUAAUUUCUUUGUUCCUGGGUCUACGUAAUCGUAAUUCCUUUUAAUUUUUGUAUUGUAAUUAAUUUAAAUAAUUGUGUGAUCAGAGACUGAGACGAAGAAAAAGUUUUUCGAAACAUACUUCGUGAACUCACGUAUUUUAAGUUGUAUUAACAAUAAAAAAUAAUGAAGUUUGGUGAUUCCAUCGUCUUCAAGA
Zeugodacus cucurbitae (melon fly) is the source of this 4702-nucleotide messenger RNA. RefSeq names its product mucin-2-like. NCBI's taxonomy places the organism in Eukaryota, Metazoa, Arthropoda, Insecta, Diptera, Tephritidae. The transcript has 5 exons. The coding region runs from base 161 to 4477 and encodes 1438 amino acids. The record is from RefSeq and is a predicted model, not a curated record.